Osmerus eperlanus (European smelt) is the source of this 959-nucleotide messenger RNA. RefSeq names its product lipocalin-like. The record is from RefSeq and is a predicted model, not a curated record. The transcript has 6 exons. Gene Ontology annotation, molecular function: small molecule binding. The coding region runs from base 53 to 604 and encodes 183 amino acids. Lineage: Eukaryota; Metazoa; Chordata; Actinopteri; Osmeriformes; Osmeridae.
UCUUCUUAACACACACACACAGACACACACACUCUCGUGAAGAGCUGAGACCAUGAAGACUGAGAUGCUGACAGUGUUGGCAGCGCUGCUGUGUAGAGCGUCCGUCUGCGCUGAGGUCGCACCCACGAAAGACUUCAGUCUGGAGAAGAUGGCUGGCAAGUGGUACAUGGUUGGCUUUGCCACCAACGCUGCCUGGUUUGUGAACCACAAGGCUGGUAUGAAGAUGGGCAGGGCCACCAUGGUAGCCACACCUGGAGGGGACCUGGACCUCUCGUAUUCCCACCUGAAUGAAGACGGUAGCUGCUGGAGAAUGACUCACCUGGCCAAGAAGACUGACACCCCUGGACGCUUCACCUUCGUCAGCCAGCGGUGGAACAAUGAGAAUGACAUGCGAGUGGUGGAUAUCCAGUCUGAUGACUAUGCUCUGGUCCACACCAUCAAGACCAAGGACGGAGUGUCGGAGGUCCUCAACAAGCUCUACAGUCGCAGUCCUGAGGUGAGCGCUGCUCUGCAGCAGAGGUUCCUGCAGUUCUCCAUGGAUACCGGAAUCCUGCCUAGCAACAUCGCCAUCCUGCCAAAGAACGCUGAAUGUACAGCGGCUUAGACUGCCUCCAUCCUCCCACACACACACACUCUCACAGACACACACACGCACACUCUCUCUCACACACACUCUCUCACACACACACUCUCUCACACACACACACACACACACCCUGAUCACCAUCCUGGGACCUGUCUGCAGCUAUACUACCAAGCUAAAGCUAAACACCUGCUACAGAGAGCUGCUAGCUCCACCCUGGCCCUUCAACCAGACCCCCCACCCACCAGACCCCCCACCCACCAGACCCCCCACCCACCAGACCCCCCACCCACCAGACCCCCCACCCUCCCCCUGGCCCUCCCACCAGACCCCCCUCCCACCAGACCCCCCACCCACCAGACCCCCCACCCACCAG